Molecule: messenger RNA, 1791 nt
Organism: Penicillium roqueforti
Lineage: Eukaryota; Fungi; Ascomycota; Eurotiomycetes; Eurotiales; Aspergillaceae
Exons: 4
Coding region: 1-1791 (596 amino acids)
Biological process (GO): transmembrane transport
Molecular function (GO): transmembrane transporter activity
Source: RefSeq, a predicted model, not a curated record
AUGGGUGUUCGCCCUUUAAUCCGCAGAGCACGUAUCGUGUUCCGCCGGCUGUCAACCGAAGACAAUGGAAAUGACUCCUUCGCACAGCAGAACACGAUCGGUGAUCGUAAAGAUGGCACUCGGAGUCCCACCAGUUCUGUGGCACUCGAGGAGAUACCGGAUGGGAGUGCGCAGCAUGGUGUUCAAGACGUCGAGGCCGUGACCAUGACCUGGUCGAGAGGUACAUUGAUCGCAGUCUUCAUCAACAUCUGGUUCCUUUAUUUCGCGAAUGCAUUUCAAUCUACGAUUACCGUUACUCUGAAUCCCUAUGUGACAAGUUCAUUCAAAGCACACUCGCUAUCCGCGGUUCCCACAGCUCUGGGUGAUGUCUUUGCAGCUGCCACCUACCUCCCUGUCGCAAAAAUGAUGGAUGUAUGGGGUCGAGCGGAAGGGUUUCUGUUGAUGGUUAUAUGUUUAACCAUCGGCUUGGUUCUCAUGGCUACCUGCAAUACCUUUGAGAUCUACUGCGCCGCCAACGUCUUCUACUAUACCGGUUUCUACGGUAUGGAAUACGCAAUAGACGUUAUGACAGCUGACGUUUCAACACUGAGAAACCGUGCUUUCGCGUAUGCGUUCACUUCCUCCCCAUACAUUAUCACGGCAUUUGCGGGACCCAAGGUGGCGGACGAAUUCUACUACAAGAUUUCUUGGAAAUGGGGCUUUGGCUGCUGGGCAAUCGUCGUUCCUGUAGUAGCUGCCCCGCUAUACAUUAUGCUGAAGUACAACCUGCACAAGGCGGAGAAAGAAGGCUACCGGAUCAAGAGACCAAGUGGCCGCACGGUAUUCGAAAGCAUCCAGCAUUGGACUGUCGAAUUUGAUCUCUUUGGAGUCUUCCUGUUCACUGCUGGUCUUGUGUUAUUUGAGCUUCCCUUCGACCUCGCCCAUUACGCCCCCAAUGAGUGGGCUUCCGGCUACAUUAUUGCCAUGCUUGUCGUCGGGUUCUGCACACUUUUCUUCUUCGCUAUUUGGGAGAGGUGGUUGGCUCCAGUGCCUCUUUUCGAGUGGCGACUUCUUACGAACCGCACUAUUAUCGGUGCAGUCCUCUUGGACGCAACCUAUCAGCUGUCGAACUAUUGCUGGAGCUACUACUUCACGUCCUGGCUGCAGGUCAACAAUAACCUAUCCAUCACCACGUCCAACUAUAUCGUCAAUAUCUUCGACAUGGUCUCUGGUGUGCUGCUACUAGCCACUGGUUGGCUAAUCCGGAGAAUUGGCCGUUACAAGUGGACUUUGUAUAUUGCAAUUCCGCUCUACAUGUUGGCACAGGGCUUAAUGAUAUACUUCCGCCAGCCUAAUGUGAAUGUUGGCUACCAGGUGAUGUGCCAAAUCUUCCUCGCUAUCGGUGGUGCAACAUUCAUCCUUGUUGAGCAGCUUGCUAUCCUAGCGGCUGUCGACCACCAACAUGUCGCGACAGCACUCGCCGUGUUAAACGUGGUUGGCACUAUUGGCGAUAGUGCGGGUCUUACCAUCAGUACCGUCAUCUGGCAAAACACAUACCUGAAAGCCCUUCUUCGAUACCUCCCGGAAUCGGAAUUGUCAAAUUUGAACAAUAUUUACGAGGAUCUCGUCACGCAACUGAGCUAUCCAGUCGGAUCUGCCACCAGGUUUGCUAUCCAAAAGGCCUAUGCCUACGCCGAACUUCGACUACUUUCUGUCGGGACUGGCAUUAUAGUUCUGGCGAUUCCUUGGACAUUCUUGAUGCAGGAUAUCAAUCUGAAGAAAAAGCGGCAGGUCAGGGGCACGGUCUUUUAG